AUGUCUUGGGAUAUUGAUAGAUACAGAGAGGAACACGAAAGCGAAGAGCAUUGGCAAUUAAGAAGAGAAUUUAUGGAGAGGUGGAAAAAUGAAUACUCAGAAGAAAGGUUGGUUUGCCUGGCGCAAGUUUUCGCUAAUAUUGAGUUUUUGGGCUGCCGGUAUCCUAUAGAAACUAUGCAGGACAUAGCGAGACUGUCACACGAUAUAGCAAAGGACUAUCGGAGUGAAAAGAGAAGUAAGUUGCAAAGGACUUUUGUUUCGGCAUCCGAUGCUGCAGAAGAUCGAGCUAAAGGGAUCAAAAGAGAAGGUGGUGUUAUCAAAGCUGCUCCAAAUGCGAAGUCUCAGAAAAUAGACUUUGUCAAACAGGGAGAGAUUGUUGAUAUUCAAGAGACAUCUGAUGAAAUUAUUGAAGUACCAGGCUCUGAUGAUGAAAAACAUUCAGAGAAUGCUACAAUUAAUGUGACUGAGUGUAGCAACGAAGUUGAUGAGAAAUUGUGUUAUAAAUCUAAUAAAGUUCUUAGUAAUAGAUAUCUAGAAGAAAUGUCGAACAUGAGUUGCUUAAACAUUGAGCUUUUUAGAAAGAGUAUGUUUAAUACAUCAUUUGGCAAAUUUGUACUGAUAGUCCGAACAUGGAUACCGAAAAUAAAUAACAUACAAUAUAGUUGUGACUCCUGUAAACUACGACUGGAUACACAGUAUGAAGAUAAUAUCAUGACACUGACACUAAACGGAAAGCAAUUAGCCCAGGCGUCUGGUUCAACCAAGGGGUCAGCCAAAAAUAAUAUUGAAAAAGUAGCUUGGAAUAGACUAAUCGAGGAAUCCAUUUGCCUCCUUAUAAAGGAGCGGUGGAUAGCUCAAGAGGAUAGACAGAUAUCUAUGUGCGAUGUAUCGGGAAGGAAGGCGAGUAUUGAGACUUUCGGGACUCCUAUUGAGAGCACUGUCGCCACGAAAAUGAUGAAGCUGAUGGGGUGGAAAGGUGGCGGCUUAGGGGCUAAUGCACAGGGGAUCGAUGAACCAAUAAAGCCUAAGUUGCAAAUGGUAAACCGUGCCGGUCUCGGGAGCAAGUCUUUGAAUAUGUCGCAACUUCGUCGCAAAGGCAUGGAGCUGAUGAAGAGGUUUUUCGCCUCCGACGAGCUGGACGUAGAUCUGGUGUUCAGUAAUGAGUUCAGCAGCGAUGAGCGGAGUGUUCUCCACUUGUGCGCUAAACGGGCCGGUUUGGCUUCGAAGAGUUAUGGCGCUGAAGCUGAAAGAUUCCUAGUGGUUAAGAAGAAAUUAGACAUAUUCGCCAAGGUUGAAGAAGUGGUCGCAAAAGGAGUGGGAAGCUCGUUCAUAAAACCAAAUAAUGUCCCGAGAGUUGGGAGAAGCAACGAAGCAGAUGGUCCUUUUGACCAGGGAAUGAUGGGAUAUGUCAUUAAAACUAUCCCUAGUAAGAACAUACCACGAAUGGGAAGAAGAAAUUUUGACUCGGGCAGCCGCUACGACAUUCCGAAGUUGUACCAGCUCUCUUCGAAUGACUUGCAACCCUAUGAAGAUGGCAGUCAAGAUGAACAAGUGCGCGAAUCUCUCUUCGAAACAAAAUAA
This is a messenger RNA of Leptosia nina, 1581 nucleotides long. NCBI's taxonomy places the organism in Eukaryota, Metazoa, Arthropoda, Insecta, Lepidoptera, Pieridae. The record is from the annotation of a GenBank genome assembly.